Molecule: messenger RNA, 1854 nt
Organism: Cryptomeria japonica (Japanese cedar)
Lineage: Eukaryota; Viridiplantae; Streptophyta; Pinopsida; Cupressales; Cupressaceae
Product: RPM1-interacting protein 4
Exons: 5
Coding region: 392-1312 (306 amino acids)
Source: RefSeq, a predicted model, not a curated record
AGAAAAAUAUAUAGAAGAAAUUGAAGCUCUCGCAGAAUGGUCUUAUUCAGAUAUUUUAUUACGUGUACUUUAAUGCAUAUUUUCGUCCUUUCCGAAGAAUUAAAUAAGAUGGCAGGAUGAUUGAAGAUGAGUUGUAAUGAUACAAUCUUUGGAUGUUAAAUUGACCUGGUCUUGUCGUCCAAGACGGCGAAUUCGUCAUUUCAUUUGGAGUGAAUUUGAAUGCAAAUUUGGAUUGAAGCUCAGGAAAAGUCAAUCAUCCUCCAUUGCCUCUUUCUUUCCCGUUUCCACCUUCUUGUUGCCUCUUUUCGCCUUCAAAUCCAGGCAGAAUUGAUAUUCCACAGAAACUCAAUUAACCCACAUAGCUUGGAUUGUUCAACACAGCAAUUUGUAUAUGGCGCAACGGCCAACACAUGUUCCAAAGUUUGGAAACUGGACUGAAGACCAUAUUCCUUACACUGCUGUUUUUAACCAUGCCCGUGCUGGCAAAGGUACAGGAGGGAAGCUUAUCAAUCCUAAUGAUCCUGAAGAAAAUCCAUCUGCCUUUGUACAGAGUACUGAAAUAAAGGAUUAUACAUCAGAGAAUUUGCCAGGGAAAAAUCCUGAAUAUGAGGAUGGCAGUGUUCCAGGUAGACCACCUCCACCUCCUAGGAGGACAAGUGAUUCAAAUUCAAAUGGUGGACAUGUAACAAAACCUCGUCAUGAAAGGCGGUACAGCAGGGAAGAUGUGGAUUCCAGGCGCCCCAUUGGAUCCCCUGCACGCUACCAAUAUGCUGAUUCUCCUGCUCGAAAAACAACAGGGGAAUCACCUGGUCAUAGAUAUGCAGGGCGCAACACUACGGCUGGUGGAUCUGUAAAAUCAAACACUGGUGAAUCACAAAGGAAGGAUCAAGGUAUGGGGGAGGUUCAUUCUUCCAGUCAAGACCAAUCUACAGCACAGUAUCAAGGGAGACUUGGUAACAAACCUGGAGCAGCUUCUCCUGCAUGGGAUAGGAAGGGUCCAGCAGAUGGGGGGCCUGUGUUUGCACCAGCAACACCAGGGAGAAAGCCACGUGGAGGAAGUGUACGAGCUGAUGAAACUCCUGAUCGAGGAGGGCCUCUACCCAAAUUUGGUGCUUGGAAUGAGAAUGAUCCUGCAUCUGCAGAUGGAUUUACAUUUAUAUUUAACAAAGCAAGGGAAGAGAAGCAGACAGGAGGAAAUUCUAAGAUUCCAACACUACCACCUGAAACUCCUUCACGUGAUAGUGGUUACAAGCAAGCUGUACCACGCAAAUCUUCAUUUCCAUGUUGCUGUUUACCACAGACUGCAGAGUGAGGGUAUGAUAUUUUCCAUUGAGAUUUCUAACGACACUUUAAAGAAUGAACAGUGGUAAUCUGAGGACUAAAUGUCUUGUGUUCCAUAUGUCAGCAGUUAAGCCUCUAUUUUCAUGCAUUCAGUGUGACUUCAAUGUGAUUUUCUUCCAGAGGGUUGCAUAUGCACCAAUUCUGGUACUCGAUCAGUAACUGUGCAUCACAGGUUGGAUUGUAGCUCAUUACUGAUUCUAGUUGGUGUUUGAAAUAUAGCUUGCAAGCAUACAUGAUUUUUAGAAGAGUGAAUAUGGAAUUGAUUGAGAAAAGACACCUCUGCUCAUUUGCAAAUGUCUUGAACUACCCUUGUGAACUAGAGUGGGAUUUUCCAGCUACUUUCAUUUCUCUUCAUGUGUUGCAAUUUCUGUUGAGCCUUGCCAAUGACAAUUCUGCACCUAUUAUUUUGGCAGGUUAUGUGAACAGAUAAAUAAGAUUUAAUUCUUGCAAAAACAAAGGGAGUCUGGUGCCUAUCAAGCAUAUUAUUAUAAAUACAUCAUUGAUAUUGCCAUA